GGAAACAUAGAGAAGAAGAUUAAGGAACGAACAGGAAAAUCUUUUGACAAGAAGCAACUUAAAAACAAAUGGGACACUAUGAAGAAAGAAUAGAAGUUGUAUGAUCGUUUAAUGAGGAUUGAAUCUGGCAUUGGAUGGGAUCCCCAGAGAAAGACAAUUGUUGCAUCACCAGAGUGGUGGGACGAAAAAAUAAAGGGAGAUAAAGAUCUUGCCAAGUUUAGGGACAUAAAUUUGGAGAUUUAUCAAGUGUAUUAUGAGCCUUUGUUCCGGGAUUCCGUUGCCGUUGGAGAUAAGACUAAGGCUCCCUUUGAAUGUCAAAACAAUAGCGGUCCAACUAAUGUUGAAGAUGAAGAAGAUCAUGAGGGAAAAGGAGAUAGUGAUGAAGUGAAUUUAGGUGACGAUGAUAAACUUCUUUUUCCGCAAAGUAGUUCGAGUAAGAGGAAGAAGCCGAAUAAUGUCGCACCUACCCGUUCAACCAAGGGAAAAUCUUCUGUAACUUCCUCAUUUGAGGAUAAACUAGAUACUAUAUUGGAGGCAUUAUCAUCACGAAGCACACAAAGUUUUUCAUCACAGAAUAAUUACUCACCAAUGACACAAGAAUGCAUGGACAUUGUGACAUGUUUUCCAGGAUUUGAAGAAGGUUCAAGGAUGUAUAGCCAAGCAUUACGCAUCUUCCUAAAAAAGCAAGUCCGUGAAAAUUUUAUGGUUCCAAAGACACACGGGGCAAGGAUGGAGUUUCUUAAGUUACUUAUGGAAGAAUGAUUCAUAUCGUGUAUUAUCGUUUAAUAUUGUGAUAUUAUGUUUUCAACUGGUUUCGUAUCUUGUAUUAUCGUUUGACAUUAUGUAUGACAUU
Messenger RNA from Cynara cardunculus var. scolymus (artichoke), 853 nucleotides. RefSeq lists its product as uncharacterized. The transcript is spliced from 2 exons. The record is from RefSeq and is a predicted model, not a curated record. The coding region runs from base 112 to 762 and encodes 216 amino acids. NCBI's taxonomy places the organism in Eukaryota, Viridiplantae, Streptophyta, Magnoliopsida, Asterales, Asteraceae.